Effrenium voratum is the source of this 4569-nucleotide messenger RNA. NCBI's taxonomy places the organism in Eukaryota, Dinophyceae, Suessiales, Symbiodiniaceae. The record is from the annotation of a GenBank genome assembly.
AUGGAAGGUGAUUUGCUGGCCUUGCCACAUAACGCCAGCUGCCAGGUGGCCAACCCCGAGGCAUGCUGGAAGACCAGUCUUCGAAGGCAAUUUCUGACGCAGACACAAGGCACCUCGCCCUCCUUCACGCGUGCGGCUGCUGUUGUGAAUCCUGGCGGAACCAGGUCCUGGACAGGGAACUCUACCAAGGGCUUGACUCGGGAAACGACCUACAUCGAGCCUUUUGGAGACUUGUCCACCAUCAAGCUGCUGGGAUGGUCCCGGAUGGAGAAGGACAUGGGCAUCAUGCGGGAUGUUGCAGGCAUCUCCUCCGCCGUGGUGCAGGGCUUGAACCCCAAUAAGCAGUACAAGUGGUCUAUCAAGCAGACCCCCAACACCAAUGAAGUGAACAACAAGCUUACAGUGAACCACGGCAGUCAGAUGACCUUGACCCAGAGUGACCGGCGUCGCAGGCGGCGGCGGCGUUACCUUAGUCCUUCCUCCUGGAGCCAGGAGGGCACUGUGGCGUCGACGCCGCGUGGUGAGAUUAUUAUGGAGUUUGAGGCCAUCGACUACCCGCUGAACUCUUUCGUAGAGAAAAGCGGCGCAUCAAGAAGAAGAGAUGGCGUCGCCUCGUCAAGCUGCCGAAGGAGGUACACGAUCACGCAUUGCUCGUGCAUCGCCGAUAGUGGGGUCUGCACGGGCUCCAAGGUGUCUGGCUCCACGUGCUAUGCGUACGGCACCACGGAUGUCCACGGCACCACAGGCAAGUCAGCCUCGGUGCGGUCCCAGUCACAGUGCAUGUCCAUGACCUUCAUGAAGUCCUACCAGGUGAUCACUAGCGGUGGUCCCAGCUUCAGUUUCCUGGAGAGUGGAGUGAACGGAACAGUCGCAGAGGCAGAUGUGGCAGAUGAGGAUGACAGGGAGGUGAGUUUGGAUGCUGUGGGCACGGCCCGGGAGGAGGAUGAACAUGACGACAUCGAAGACGAAGUGGACGUGGCGGACGAAGACCACGAGGGCCUGGAUGAUGAGCACCUGGGCGAGCUUGACGAGCACAGCGAAGCCGAGAGCUCUGAUGCAGACAUGGCCGAAGAAGACGAGGUAGAUCAGGAGCUCCGAAACCAUUCGGAUGGCCAGCUUGCGCUUUUGGAGGAAGACUCCUCGGACAGCGGGGAAGUAUUUUCACGCAGGCGCCGCAGACGCCGCAGAAGACGCACCCGUCGUCGCCGCACCCGUCGCAGACGCUCCCGCCGCAGACGCUCCAGGCGCAGACGCACUCUGCCCAGCUCAGUGUCCGCCUCCUGCCCCUCAGGUCAUCGUGUGCUGUCCUGCACGUGUUAUCCCGACAGUUUCACAGAGAAGGACCACACCUGGACAAUCACGCACCACUGCAAGGAGGUUUGGCUCAGUGGGGAGAAGUGCUACGCCAAGGGUGGUUAUGCCCAGGCAAUUUGUGCUGAGAUCCCGGAGCCAGCAGCGCGAAGUUGGGGCACAGUCACGAAGAGCGGCAGCUAUGCGUCCAAUCAAGACUCGGGGCCUACCGCCCAGUGCUCCAGUGACAAGGUCAUGACGGGCUGCUGGUGCAAGAGCACUAGCGGCGCUGGGGAUGGCUGUGCCCGAGUUUGGGUCGACAGCGCCAGUAACAAAUGCUACGGAAGGUCCUAUGUCAUGUGCGUCUCAGUGACCGAGGAGGCCGGCCUCUCGGUUGCCAAGCGACGUUUGUGCAGGUCUUUGCUCUUGGUCAGGUCACAAGCGCCCUCCUGGCGUAUGGCUGAGGCCAUAGAUGUCAGUCGCCGAGCUGUGGCCUCAAGGCUGAGCAGGACCCUCACCACCUGGCAAAGUGAGCUCACGCGCGAGAAGAAGCAUGUGUACUGCUUGCCAGGCUUUGCCUUCUUUUUGGCAGCCCGGGCUGACUGCCUCUUUUUCUUGGGCGACUUCUUCUCGGACUUGGGGGUCUUGGGCAAGAACGGCCUGCCCAGCAUGGAUUUGUGGCAGCAAGGCUGCGCUUCCCACUGCCUGCCUUACCAAGCGCUUCCAGAGCCCUUGGCACACGUGCUUCCGCAGCCGAAUGUGAAGAGUAUGGGCCUGGUCUGGAUGUCGGUGAGCUUGACAGCGCUUUCGAACUUGUCCUUGCAUUGCUGCAUCUUCGUGAUGCGCUUGACAAGGCAUGCCCUGAGGCCGGACCUGGACAUUCUUGACGACGGUCUGACGCCAAAAGCAUUGCUGGGUGGCUUCAUGGACGCCACCGGGGGCGCGCUCAACAAGCAGGUGCGGGUUCUGCACGUUCAGAUGGAAGAGAGCAGCUACUUCCAGCGGUACGAGAAAGUUGAUGGAGCAAUUCUAUUGAUAGCGAGUCGCACUUGGAAGUGUGACCCUGUGCUGGACACGUUGGUCAAAAAGGUAGUGAUGAACAAAGGCAGCAUCGUCCAGCUGAUCCACCACAGCGACGUUGUGCGGGUGAAGUAUGCGCAGGAGGUGCGCGCCAUGCAGCACAACCCGAUGUGGAAGCAGAACUCGUCCAAGUUCAGCGCCGCCAAACACCGCUGGGCGACCCCCUUUGCCAAGUUGUGCCUGACAAUGGAAGCUGUUCUAUCAAUAGCGCAGUCCCUACAUGAUGAAAGAAAACAAGAAAGGGUAGGCGCUGCAGCAAAGGAGUUUCUGAUGCUUGCCACGGAGGAGAACUUGGUGCUUUUGGGCAUGCUAGCUGACGCUGGAGAAGAAAAUCUUCAGCUGGUGCGUUUUCUGGACAGCGAGACGACCGGCUUCACGCAGCACGUGCUGCAGCUGCUGUCAACGCAGCGGGUGCUGUAUGUGGAUCGCCAGCCCCGGCGGCUCGGCGGUGCGCCGCAGCAUCAGAUGGCUCAGACAGUUGCGUCCUGCUUGCAGCGCUUCAAGGCAUGGACCGCUUUGGCCAAAGACGUUGUGUCGGCGGAGUUCCCGUGCGUCGAGGCCUUGCAGACUUUCAGCAUCUUCCAUCUACGGCCUUUGGCUGAACAACAGCGCUUCAUGACUGCGGGGGAGGAGCGCGCCGACAUAGCCACAAAGGUGCACGAGCUCGCUGUGCUGCUGGGCGUGCCGGAGUGGUUCACGAAACAUCCAGUUAUGAAGCAAGGUAGCCAGGCCACUGUGAAGAGGAACUUCACGGGAGGAGGAGCAAGCUGGCUCAGAGGCGUCACCUGUGUGGAGCCCAAGCCAAUCCAUGCUGGUCCGCGGUUCCGCGCUGUUCCGCGCUGUUCCGCGCUGUUCCGCGCUGAUCCGCGCUGUUCCGCGCUGAUCCGCGCUGUUCCGCGCUCUUCCGCGCUCUUCCGCGCUCUUCCGCGCUCUUCCGCGCUCUUCCGCGCUCUUCCGCGCUCUUCCGCGCUCUUCCGCGCUCUUCCGCGCUCUUCCGCGCUCUUCCGCCCUCUUCCGCGCUGUUCCGCGCUCUUCCGCGCUGUUCCCUUCCGCACGCUUCCGCGCUCUUCCGCGCUCUUCCGCGCUGUUCUGCGCUCUUCCGCGCUGUUCCCCGCUGUUCCGCGCUGUUCCGCGCUGUUCCGCGCUGUUCCGCGCUGUUCCGCGCUCUUCCGCGCUCUUCCGCGCUCUUCCGCGCUCUUCCGCGCUCUUCCACGCUGUUCCGCGCUGUUCCGCGCUCUUCCGCGCUCUUCCGUGCUCUUCCGCGCUCUCCCGCGCUCUCCCGCGCUCUCCCGCGCUCUCCCGCGCUCUCCCGCGCUCUCCCGCGCUCUCCCGCGCUCUGCCGCGCUCUUCCGAAUUCCGCGCUCUUCCGCGCUCUUCCGCGCUCUUCCGCGCUCUUCCGCGCUUUUCCGCACUGUUCCGCGCUGUUCCGCGCUGUUCCGCGCUGUUCCGCGCUGUUCCGCGCUGUUCCGCGCUGUUCCGCGCUGCUCCGCGCUGCUCCGCGCUGUUCCGCGCUGUUCCGCGCUGUUCCGCGCUAACAGCGCGGAACAGCGCGGAACAGCGCGGAACAGCGCGGAACAGCGCGGAACAGCGCGGAACAGCGCGGAACAGCGCGGAACAGCGCGGAAGAGCGCGGAAGAGCGCGGAAGAGCGCAAAAGAGCGCGGAAGAGCGCGGAAGAGCGCGGGAGAGCGCGGGAGAGCGCGGGAGAGCGCGGAAGAGCGCGGAAGAGCGCGGAAGAGCGCGGAAGAGCGCGGAAGAGCGCGGAACAGCGCGGAACAGCGCGAAACAGCGCGGAACAGCGCGGAACAGCGCGGAACAGCGCGGAACAGCGCGGAACAGCGCGGAACAGCGCGGAACAGCGCGGAAGAGCGCGGAAGAGCGCGGAAGAGCGCGGAAGAGCGCGGAAGAGGGCGGAACAGCGCGGAACAGCGUGGAACAGCGCGGAACAGUGCGGAGCAGCGCGGAGCAGCGCGGAGCAGCGCGGAGCAGCGCGGAACAGCGCGGAACAGCGCGGAACAGCGCGGAACAGCGCGCGGAACAGAACAGCGCGGAUCAGCGCAGAUCAGCAGGGAUCACCCCGGAUCAGCGCGGAUCGAUCAGCGCGGAAGCGCGGAUCAGCGCGGAACAGCGCAGGCAGAUCGAUCGGCGUGCCUUCGCUGGAGAUGCCACGGCGAGGCAGAGCUGCCGCUCCAGUCCCUGA